Mercurialis annua (annual mercury) is the source of this 1605-nucleotide messenger RNA. RefSeq names its product agamous-like MADS-box protein AGL65. Gene Ontology annotation, biological process: positive regulation of transcription by RNA polymerase II. The coding region runs from base 212 to 1288 and encodes 358 amino acids. The transcript has 13 exons. The record is from RefSeq and is a predicted model, not a curated record. Lineage: Eukaryota; Viridiplantae; Streptophyta; Magnoliopsida; Malpighiales; Euphorbiaceae. Gene Ontology annotation, molecular function: RNA polymerase II cis-regulatory region sequence-specific DNA binding; DNA-binding transcription factor activity, RNA polymerase II-specific; protein dimerization activity.
AUCAUAAUCCUCUCUUCAUUUCUCUCUCUACUUUCUAAAUUUUGUCAUUUGAUCAUUUCUCAUGUGGGUUUCUCAAAUUUCUGGGAAAAAUCUAAUCCUUUUAGAGUUUACAACAAAAACUUUAAGAAUUUUGCCAGUUUUUACAAAUUAUUGUGGAUGAACACCAUCUUCUUCUAGUUUUGUUUCAUGGGAUAUUUUUGCAUAAAUAAAGAUGGGAAGGGUUAAAUUGAAGAUAAAGAGAUUGGAGAGCACUAGCAAUAGACAAGUCACCUAUUCGAAGAGAAGGAAUGGGAUCUUGAAGAAAGCUAAAGAAUUGUCUAUUUUGUGUGACAUUGAUAUUGUUCUUCUUAUGUUUUCUCCUACUGGAAGGCCUACUAUUUUCCAAGGAGAUCACAGCAGUAUUGAAGAUGUAAUUGCAAAAUUUGCUCAAUUAACCCCACAAGAGAGGGCAAAAAGGAAACUAGAGAGCCUUGAAGCAUUGAAGAAAACCUUCAAGAAGUUGGACCAUGAUGUAAAUAUACAAGACUUUUUGGGUUCUGGAAGCCAAACAGUUGAGGAGUUGACUGAUCAAGUUAGGUUUUUUCAAGAACAACUUGCAGAAAUGCAGAAGAGACUGAGCUAUUGGAGUAAUCCUGAUAAGGUUGACAGAAUAGACCAUCUUAGGCAGAUGGAAGACUCACUAAAAGACUCCAUUAACCAGAUCCGUUUGCACAAGGAAAAUCUCGCGAAGUGCCAACUUAUGCCACUAGAAUGCAGUAGCCAGUUUCAGAAUGGCGUGGCUUUACCUUUGAUGAUGAAUGGUGGACAAGAGAACCAACAACUUUCAUGGCUUCCAAACAAUGGCAGUCAACAUUUUUUGUUAUCCAAUGAGCCAAGUUGUUUGCCCCAAAGACAGAUACAAUGCACUGCCGAUACAUCCAUUCCAGGAUAUUCUGGUUAUUAUGACACUGGAAAACAAGUUGAAAUUGGAAAUCCAGGAGCAGUUGAUAACAUGGGACAGGAAGGCGGUGCAAUGAACAGCUUAAGCAGCACUUCAUGCUUAGGUGUUAACCUUGAUGAGCAAUUCUCAUACCCGUCAUAUAAUAGUUUAAAUUUGCAUGAGAUGAAGAAAGUGAAGCCUGAUAUGCAGUUAAAUUCCCAAGGAAAUCAUUCUGUUUAUCAAGUUAAUAACAACUUUGAAUUAGCUAGACCUAUGUAUGAAAAUGGUCAUCAUGGCUGGGUUCCCGCUUCCGGACCUUGCAGCAUUGCUAUGUUCAAUGAGAAUCCGUACCAUCAGCAAUCAAAUUGACUCCACCAAGUUGAACAUAAUUUUCCUUCCGAUGGAAGAGUGCUUGCUGGAAGAAUCAAUAUGUGAUGCGGUUGCGGAGACAUAUUUUGAGUUCAUGGAGAAAAUGGAGCGCAAAGUGGCGUAAUGGCAUUUUUGUGAUUUCGGCAGUUUUUGAGGCUUUUUAGUUUAUUUCGUUUUAUACCCAUUUUAGGGUUUUUAUUUUGUCUUAGUAUUUAAACAACCCUGUGAGUGGUUGAACGGCAGUUUUUGAUGUUUUGAGUUAAUUUGUUAUUUCCCAAAUUUCGGUAUUCUUUGAAUCAACGAUUAUUUGAUGCCUA